CUGCUGCUGCUGCCGCCGUCCCCCCCCUCGCUGGUGGUGGGGGUCUGUUGACGCCGGACCACCCGCUUCUCCAUGCUGUACUCCUGUUCGCCCACUCGUGGUUCCCCCUUGACCAGGAACUCCCCGCCCUGGAAGGUGACGGAGGCGUCGGUCCGGGGGUCUAAGGAGACAGAACCAGUCUGAAACGGGAGUGCCGGCAAAAGCCUGGAGAGACACCAGAAACUCCUGGUGAGGACUGAAUGAAGCCGGAGUUCUGCAGAAGCAGAGGGCAAGCUGACAGUUUUUCUGGCCAGAGGAUGGAUUGGCCCUACCGAAGUGGCAGCCAGGUGUGGGAAAUGGGCCAUCUGAGCCGGGUGGGCUGCCGGAGCUGAGGAUGGGGUGGAGGCCCCCGGGCUGGCUCUUGGCCUUGCCCACGGCAGUCGUCUAUGGCUCUCUGUCCCUCUUUGUGUCUAUCCUGCACAACGUGUUCCUGCUGUACUACGUGGACACCUUCGUCUCUGUGUACAAGAUCGAUAAGCUGUCCUUUUGGAUUGGAGAAACAGCUUUCCUCAUAUGGAACAGUCUCAACGAUCCUCUCUUUGGCUGGCUCAGUGACCGGGUGUUUCUCAGCACACAAGAGAUUGGAGCAGAGAUCUCCCCACCUGAUGUGAUCUUGAAGCGCCUGAAGGCCUUGAGCUGGAAUGGCCCACUGUUUGCCCUCUCCUUCCUGGCCUUCUGGGUGCCCUGGGCCCGCCCGGGUUUGCAGUUCCUGGUCUGCCUGUGCUUGUACGACAGCUUCCUCACCAUGGUGGACCUGCACCAUAACGCUCUGUUGGCCGACCUGGCCGUGUCAGCUCGGGAUAGGACCCGCCUCAACUUCUACUGCUCCCUCUUCAGCGCCUUGGGCUCCCUGUCCGUCUUCCUGUCCUACGCCGUCUGGAACAAAGAGGACUUCUUCUCGUUCCGGGUCUUCUGCGUGGCACUGGCCAGCUGGUCGGUGGUUGGGUUCACGGUGGCCACGUGGCUGUUGAGGCAGCGGUUUGCGGCUGACGGGAACCCCAGAGGGACCCGAGACUCCUCCUUGGAAGAGCUAUAUGUGGAGAAGCCCCCUGUUGGGGAGGAGAGAAGGACCACCCUGGCCGAAUACCUCCGGCAGCUGUCCCGGCAUCGCAACUUCCUCUGGUUCGUCUGCAUGAACCUUGUGCAGGUGUUCCACUGUCACUUCAACAGCAACUUCUUCCCUCUCUUCCUGGAACACCUGUUGUCGGAUCGGAUCUCCCUCUCCGCGGGCUCCUUCCUGCUGGGGGUUUCCUAUAUCGCCCCGCAUCUCAACAACCUCUACUUCCUGUCCCUGUGCCGAAAGUGGGGGGUCUAUGCGGUGGUGCGUGGACUGUUCUUCUUGAAACUGGGGCUCAGCGUGCUGAUGUUCCUCGCGGGGCCUGACCAGAUCCAUCUCCUCUGCCUCUUCAUUGCUAGUAACCGGGUGUUCACCGAGGGGACCUGUAAGCUACUGAACCUGGUGGUGACCGACCUCGUGGACGAGGACCUCGUGGUGAACCGCCGGCAGCAGGCAGCCUCUGCCCUCCUGUUUGGGAUGGUGGCCCUGGUCACCAAGCCGGGCCAGACGUUCGCCCCGCUCGUCGGCACCUGGCUGCUCUGUUUCUACACUGGUUAUGACCUCUUCCAGCGGGAUCCCCUGAGCCCCGCAGUGAGCGCCCGCCCUUGGCUGGAACCCCCCGUCCCCCAUGUCACCUGGGCCCCCUCGCUGCGCCAGGGCUGCUUCUACCUCUUGGUGUUCGUACCCAUCGCCUGUGCCCUGCUGCAGCUCCUCGCGUGGUCCCGCUUCACCCUGCACGGAAAACGCCUGCAGGUGGUCAAGGCCCAGCGUCAGAGUCUGGUACAGCCGUGGGCCCAGAACGUUAAGGUCGUCUGAGGUUCCUGGGAAAGGCGGCGGUCCCGGUGACCUGACCAGAACCGGACUAGAGGAAGCCAGACUGCGGAGCUUGGUCCCUGACUGUGAAAUGUUCAAGUUUACGUAUUUGGGGGGCUGGGGAGUGGACGGGGCAAGGGGUAGGGGCACUGCCCAUUUCAGGCCAGAGUCCUCUCAACCCGCCCCACCCUCUGUGGGGUAGAGAAGUGGGCGGUGCUUGUUGUCAAACUGGAAUUUUUCCCUCGAGGGGAAAGAAGCCACUCUCCCAUCCUGUCCUGUUGGUCGCAGGAGACCCUGAGCCAGUUUUCUAGGCCAGCUUCCCUCCCUAGAGGGUCCAGGGAUGGGGUGCCCCUCCUCUCCCUCCGCAGACAUCUGUGGCCCCAUCUACCCUCGUAGAGGUUUGUGGGACCUACUGUAUGUGCGGGGUCAGAAGAGGACAGGGCCCUUUGAUCCUCGCUGAGGGACCUGAGGAGAUCCAAGAGCAUGAACUGGAACUCAAGGUGGUAGUGGGGCCCGUGGGGGAGGAGGGGGCAGCGUGACGCCCCGACGUCCUCCCUCUUGGCUCUUGCAGGCAUGGGUCUCCACCCGCCUGGUGCUGUGCCCCCAGCCCCCUAGACUCUGCCCAGGUCUAGGAAGGGACUGCUAAGCCCUCGAGUCCCUCCCUCCACUUCUCCCUGAGCAGUGGGAGUAGAGUCUCGAUUAUCCCAAAUCUUGAUUGAGCCAAGGGGCAUCUAGAACUGCUCCUAGGGACCCCUGAGCUUCUGAUCCACCCAGCCUGGGGUCUCUCCCCGCUUCACAGCUGGGGAAGAGUGACCCUGAAUUUGAGAUUUGGAGCAGAGCUCGAGGUGAGGGGUAAGAAGGCCAUUUUGGGGGUCGGGGGGAGAUGAGGCCACCUGUGUCCUUCUCAGUCUCACUGUGUUAACCGGAGCCUCGCCCACCCCCGCUCUGGGCCUUGCUUCCCCAGCCUCUCGCGGGGCCACACUGCCGACACUGGAUCUCUGCCACAUUUGGCUAAAAAACACCAGCCCGAUCCGCAGUCUACUUCAGAUUUGCAUGUGGCCCCGUCUGACUUGAAGUCAUUUCUUUCUCAUCGUCCCAGGGUUAGAAGGUGGUGAGGGGCUGGAGUGGGGCUCUGUUUGACCUUCCCUCUCCCCCCUCCCCCCCCUUCCUCAUGUUUACAUUCUCUCAUUUAGCCAAGCCAGGGGCGAGCCUUUACUGGGGAGAAAGCACAAAGCCAGCAUCUUGGGGAAACCCCCUUUACCAGCUUGUCUUAACCCCCGCUUCCUCAGCUCGGCAGGGUGGGUCUCCCCCUGGCCUCAGCCCCCGAGGGACUAUGCCCGCCCCUGCCUUGGGCAGGAUGCCUGAAUAUGGGGAGGAAACCCCCCACCCCCAGCCCAUGCUGGCUCCAGGCACCCUGCUCUUCCUUAACUGUGACCAUUGUCCUCUCCUCUCCCCCCCCCCCCCCCCCCCCCCCGCCAUCUCAGGUUACAACUGCCUCGGUCCCAGGUGUAUACUGCCAUACUGCCUCAUCUUUCUGCUCUGAUGGCCUGUGGGCCAUGGGCUGCUGGUGGGGAUCUGGGUCGGGCCUCAUUUCCUACUGAGUGAUUAAAAUCGUGACACUCUA
Messenger RNA from Ornithorhynchus anatinus (platypus), 3533 nucleotides. RefSeq names its product major facilitator superfamily domain containing 13A (gene SLC68A1). The coding region runs from base 374 to 1912 and encodes 512 amino acids. The record is from RefSeq and is a predicted model, not a curated record. NCBI's taxonomy places the organism in Eukaryota, Metazoa, Chordata, Mammalia, Monotremata, Ornithorhynchidae. The transcript has 10 exons.